Molecule: messenger RNA, 2484 nt
Organism: Colletotrichum acutatum
Lineage: Eukaryota; Fungi; Ascomycota; Sordariomycetes; Glomerellales; Glomerellaceae
Exons: 3
Coding region: 1-2484 (827 amino acids)
Source: RefSeq, a predicted model, not a curated record
AUGUCAACAACGUCAACACAAGGCUGGACGCCUAAGACCCUUGGGAACCCUAUUAUCGAGGGGAGGAUGCCUCAAAAUUCAAAAGUCAAGAGGUGGGAUGGAGCGGCAAGGUCUUGCGGUGAUUGGGAUAAUCUGAGAAGAGACCCUGAAUUAUGGUUCCGCGGUGGAAACUGCUUCGUACACUUGUACGGCAAGGGGCAGUCCCGCAGAGGACCUGCAUUCAAGGUUCCAUUCGGUGCCUUGCUUUCAGCAAACUGUCAUCCGUUUGUUAAGAGAUUUAUGGCCCGCGACAUGCCUGAGACGCCAGGUUCAUUUCAUGACCAGUAUGAUGAUUUGGACCGGUGGAAUGCUCUCAACCCCAAUGAGCGGAUCGAGCUCUACAUUCCAGCACCCCCAACGGCCGAUAAGGAACAGGCAUUUUCUUACCAUCUUGCAACGAGAAACUUCUUUGCAUGGAUCUUUCGGCGCUCAGUGGUUGGCGAGCACCUCGGCACUGCGCUGAUUGGUCUUCUCAAUAGCAUGGCGGAGUUCAGAGGCAACGAACAGGACAAUGUGUCGGAUCUCACUUCUUACCUAGAUGAAGAGGGCUACUACGACAUCAAGGGUCUGCCGCAACAUGCACUUGCUAUGCUGCAUUUGGCUGAAGUCUUCCAAUUGAAAGACUUGUACGUCGACGCAUUCAGUCACUGUGUUGGAAUGAGCGAGGAGCUCUUUUACAGUCCUGAGUAUCAGCAUAUUGGCUCAGUCUCCAAGACACUGAUUCGACGGGCGCGGACUGAGAUGAAUUCAAGGCUUAGUCAAGCUGGUGGCAUGCUUAAGAACUUCCUGGAAGAAGAGCUCUCUGAGACACAUCUCGGCCUCCCAGCAGGCGGACGUGCCCACCUGGACCGAUUUCGAUCCUUUAUCCAAUCAUUUUACACGACAAAGUUUGGCUACUACCCGCCAUUAUCCUUCGACACUCGUAGCAGCACUAUUUUCGACCCUGAGAUUUUCAGCACCAUGUGCAAGGACUUCAAGGCCGUUUACGACUUGCUCGUAGACGAGGAGUUCACUUCAAUCGAGAGCAGCCCGCUGCUGGCGCAAGGCGGGAUCUGCGCCGUGCAGAGCGUUCAAGAAUUCGAUGAGCGAUGCAACUUCAAGUCUCUGAGGCAUCCGCUGCCAUUACUGCCCGAGACUGCCAGCGACAAGGCAUCCCGUCGCAUGUCACUGCAAUGGUUGGCGAACACUGCGCGAGGCGACAAGCUGAAGCCGGAUCAGCGCCUACUGGCUCACAGUGCCAUGAUCAAGGCAAUGAACAUGCGUGACCCAGCACUCCUGGACAACGAUUUUGUCCGCGCCUACCGGAAGUUCGAAGAGGACUCCGUGUCACCUCUUAUCCGCGUCGACAAGGCCGAGAAGAUCAGCCUUGUGGACGCCCGCAAGGUGCGCUGGAUUCUGAUUUAUGCAGUCUACCAAGUGCUGCUUAGCUGCACACAGCCACCACCAGAAGUCCGCGACACUGUUGAUGUGGAUUAUCACCUCGCAGUGUCUUGUGAGAAGCUGCCACCCUGGAAGGAGGGACGCCAACUGCAAACCCUCCUGCGCAAGCAGGCAGACAUUGCAGCCGAUACUAAGCGGUCGCAAUCUGUCACGGACUGGGCAACGGGUUGCCAUGGCACGCCAUCUGUACUUGUAUCGCCCACAAUCGAGAUUCGACCAGACGUCGACUAUACUGCCAGAUCCCGCCGCGACGAAGUAGCCUCCCGUCGGCAAUCAACAUGCGGAGUCCCAGCCGCCGCCGCCCCGGCCCGCUCACGGAGCCGGAGUCUAUCCCGCAAUAACCCUUUCCGACGAUCUCUCAGCAUUUUUCGCAAGCUGGAGGAGCAAUGCGCUCCGGCACCCCGCAAGGCAUCAUACUGCGAGAUCGUGGUCCACGGCUACGGCAACGGCACCAACGCCGUCAAGAAGUGGGAGGGCCCUCCCGCGGAGGUCUCGCCUCGGACGCAUGUCGCUCCGCGCUCUUUCUCAACCUCUUCAGAGUCCAGCGGCGUCUCUGAGGCCCCCUCGAUGGGUGGUCAUAGUUACGCCACCGUCGACUCCACGGCGCCGCCGACCUCGCCUGAUGCGCCGAGUAAGAAUUGGCCGAACCAGGAGUCACCUAUGCUGAGCCCUGUUCCCCUGCGUGGCCGUCGGCGCAUGAGGAAUGUGCUUUCCUUCGCGGGAACGCCGCCUCGUGCCAGUUCCUCGGAGUGGACGGCAAACAACCGGCGCCACAGUGUUAUCGGGGGCGGCGCUGGUAGCUACGCCCACGAUUACGAGGAGCUCAUCAAGGAGCAGGAGGCGGACUUCCACCGUCAUGAGCUGGAGCCUCUUCCCCUGCAGAUCCGCAAGUCUUCGAUUCCGAUUCAUGAGUCCCCAGUAUUGGGGCAGCUGGAUGUGCAGCCUGUGUGGGAGCAGUUCAAAGACCUUGGUGGUCUUACGAGCUGUUCGCCUCUGAAUAUCUAG